Hemicordylus capensis (graceful crag lizard) is the source of this 1322-nucleotide messenger RNA. It is a transcript of the gene EBAG9, whose product is annotated as estrogen receptor binding site associated antigen 9. Gene Ontology annotation, cellular component: secretory granule. The record is from RefSeq and is a predicted model, not a curated record. The transcript has 7 exons. The coding region runs from base 276 to 917 and encodes 213 amino acids. NCBI's taxonomy places the organism in Eukaryota, Metazoa, Chordata, Lepidosauria, Squamata, Cordylidae.
UAGGCCGCUUUCGGUUGGCUGAAGGGCGACGGGUUUGCGGCCGGAAGAGGCGGGGCUGAGCUUUUAGGUUUCCCAGGUGACAGUUAGGCCGAGCUGGCGGUGUCCCGCCAGGGAGGCUAUGGCGGCGGUGACGACAGCAGCAACGGAGCAAGAGGUCGCAUCCGCUUGUGAAUGAAGGGAGCCCUCGGCCGCCGAGGGAAGCGGCUCCCCCUCGGCUCGGUCCGCGCCGCUUCCUUCUCUCCGCCCCACCAUCGGCCAAGGUGAAGACUUUCACCAUGGCCAUUACACAAUUCCGUCUCUUUAAAAUCUGUACGUGCCUGGCAGCAGUACUCUCUUUUUUUAAGAGGUUAAUAUGCAGAAGUGGAAGAGGACGAAAACUAAGUGGAGAUCAAAUAACUUUGCCAACUACUGUGGAUUAUUCAUCUGUUCCUAAACAGUCAGAAGUAGAAGAUUGGACUUCAUGGGAUGAAGAUGCACCUACAAGUGUGAAGGUAGAAGGUGGUAAUGGCAAUGUGGCUGGUCAAGAAAAUGGUUUGGAAGAAAUGGAGCCUGACUAUUUUAAGGACAUGACACCAACAAUAAGGAAGACUCAGAAAAUUAUUGUUAAAAAACGUGAGCCCUUAAAUUUUGGGAACCAGGAUGGCAGUGUAGGGUUUUCUAGUAGAUUAGCAGCUUCACAAGAUGUUCCUUUUAUUCACCAAUCUCCGGAAUUGGGUGACUUGGAGACAUGGCAGGAAAACACAAAUGCCUGGGAAGAAGAGGAAGAUGCAUCCUGGCAAGCAGAGGAAGUUCUAAGACAACAGAAAAUAGUAGAAAGGGAAAAAAGAGCAGCUGAGCAACAAAGGAAGAAAAUGGAGAAAGAAGUGCAGCGGUUAAUGAAGAAAGAGCAAAAUAAAAUUGGAGUGAAGCUGUCCUAACGUCAUUAGUUCUGAUUUCAUGGUGCCAGCACAGGGGAGAGAAUCCUCUUCAAAGGCAUAUGCAUCGUUUUGUAUUGAUCUCAGUAUUUUGGGGACUCCAGCUCACUGCUUCAUUUUUAAAGCCAUCUUGGGAGACACAGUUCUUCCACAAAGGAUGUUCAACUGGACAACUGAGACUGCAAAAAAGUACCAUCCCACUAAAUCCUACCAGGACAGGACAGUGUACCUGCAGAAGCCCUAUCCCAGCACUCUCCUCCUGCAAGAAGAGACACUGCUGCAUAAACUUUGAAUGCCUGUUUGAAGCUUAAGGGAAAAGAGGGUGUAAAUAAUUGAAUGAUGGCAAUCGACUUCAUUGUCUAUUAUGCGUAUUACCUGAAAGGUGGGUAAUUAAAUAAUUUUAAAGAA